UUUAACUCUUAGCCUGAAGGCACUUUUCCAUUCAUACAGAGAGAGAAAAAAGCGAGUAAAAGAUGGUGAAGCUGGCAACUGGAAGCUUCGGCGACUCGUUCAGCGCCACGUCCAUCAGAUCCUAUGUCGCCGAGUUCAUCGCCACCCUCCUCUUCGUGUUCGCCGGCGUCGGGUCCGCCAUUUCCUACGGGAAACUGACGGACGGUGGCGCGCUGGACCCUGCUGGCCUGGUGGCGAUCGCGAUCGCCCAUGCGUUCGCCCUCUUCGUUGGUGUGGCCAUGGCCGCCAACAUCUCCGGCGGCCACCUGAACCCCGCCGUCACGUUCGGCCUCGCGGUCGGCGGCCACAUCACCAUCCUCACCGGGCUCUUCUACUGGGUCGCCCAGCUGCUCGGCGCCUCCGUGGCAUGCCUGCUCCUGCAGUUUGUCACUCACGGCGAGCCUAUCCCGACACACGCCGUCGGCGGGAUCAGCGAGAUCGAGGGCGUCGUGAUGGAGAUCGUGAUCACCUUCGCGCUCGUGUACACGGUGUACGCCACGGCGGCCGACCCCAAGAAGGGCUCCCUCGGCACCAUAGCGCCCAUCGCCAUCGGCUUCAUCGUCGGCGCCAACAUCCUGGCCGCGGGCCCAUUCAGCGGCGGCUCCAUGAACCCGGCACGCUCCUUCGGUCCCGCCGCCGUAGCCGGCAACUUCUCCGGCCACUGGGUGUACUGGGUCGGGCCACUCAUCGGAGGCGGCCUCGCCGGGCUUGUCUACGGCGACGUGUUCAUCGCCUCCUACCAGCCGGUCGGCCACCAGGAGUACGUCUGA
Molecule: messenger RNA, 809 nt
Organism: Lolium rigidum
Lineage: Eukaryota; Viridiplantae; Streptophyta; Magnoliopsida; Poales; Poaceae
Product: probable aquaporin TIP2-1
Exons: 3
Coding region: 63-809 (248 amino acids)
Biological process (GO): water transport; transmembrane transport
Cellular component (GO): plant-type vacuole membrane
Molecular function (GO): water channel activity
Source: RefSeq, a predicted model, not a curated record